This is a messenger RNA of Opisthorchis viverrini, 3444 nucleotides long. RefSeq lists its product as hypothetical. The coding region runs from base 31 to 3444 and encodes 1137 amino acids. The record is from RefSeq and is a predicted model, not a curated record. Gene Ontology annotation, molecular function: ATP binding; plus-end-directed microtubule motor activity; microtubule binding. The transcript has 17 exons. Gene Ontology annotation, biological process: mitotic spindle assembly; microtubule-based movement. Gene Ontology annotation, cellular component: nucleus; spindle microtubule. Lineage: Eukaryota; Metazoa; Platyhelminthes; Trematoda; Opisthorchiida; Opisthorchiidae.
CGGAAGUGGUUUAUUCCGCUGGUUGCCACAAUGCCGAGCGAACAGGCACAACAGAAUAUCAAAGUCGCUGUCCGAUGCCGGCCACUCAACAAGCAGGAGCAAGAAAAGGGGGCACUGAGUUGUGUCACUUGUUCCCGGGACAAAGUCACAGUAAAAGAUCGUUCGACAUCCAAAGUGUUCACAUUCGACCAUGUUUUCCACCCUUAUGUGAAUCAGAUCGAGGUGUAUAAUGCCAUGGUUAAGCCUGUCGUCGAGGAAAUACUGAUGGGCUAUAAUUGUACCAUAUUUGCUGUUCAGUCGUAUCCUAACAAAGAUGCUAUUGUAUGUAGAUAUGGCCAAACAGGCAGUGGGAAGACAUUCACAAUGACUGGUGAACGUUCGGAUAAACUACGCUACGCUUGGGAGAGCGAUCCUCUGGUUGGCAUUAUACCGCGAGCCUUGAGCCAUUUGUUUGAAACCCUCCAGCAGACUGGAGCAGACUUUUCCGUUCGAGUCUCGUUUCUCGAAGUCUACAACGAAGAACUUUUCGAUUUAUUGUCGGUCACGGAGGCUAACCGACUGACAAUAUACGACGAUGUCAAUAGAAAGGGAUCAGUGAUUGUAAAGGGACUGCGGGAAAUCGUAGUACUGGACAAGGACAAUGUACAUGCCGUCAUCGAGCGUGGGUUGGCCAGGCGCCAAACAGCAUCGACACUUUUAAAUGCCCAAUCAAGCCGUUCCCACUCUAUAUUCACUGUAACGGUUCACAUCAAAGAGAGCAACCCUAUCACGGGCGAAGAGUUGUUGCGGAUUGGAAAGUUACAUUUGGUCGAUCUUGCUGGGAGCGAAAGUAUCGGGCGGUCUGGGGCAGUGGAAAAACGCGCUCGCGAAGCCGGUUCGAUUAACCAAAGUUUGCUAACAUUGGGUCGGGUGAUUACUGCUUUGGUGGAUCGUACUCCUCACGUGCCUUACAGGGAAAGCAAACUCACACGUCUUUUACAGGACUCCUUGGGUGGGAAAACGAAGACGUCGAUCAUCGCCACAAUCAGCCCUAGCUCCCUGUGCCUGGAUGAAACUUUGUCCACGCUGGACUAUGCACAUCGGGCGAAAAACAUUGAAAAUCGUCCAGAGGUCAAUGUGCGUCUGAACAAGACAGAUCUUGUGAGGAGUUAUAAUGAAGAAUUGGAACGCUUACGCCGCGACCUAGAGGCCGCUCGCACCAAGACAGGUAUUUACGUGGAUAUGGAGAAUUAUCAAAACCUGCAAACGCAGAUCAAACAACAGCGUGAACGCAUAUGUGAAUUGGAAGAACGACGGGAAAUGCUAGAACACGACUUAGCUCAAAUUCAAGAAGAUUUUACGCUCACCCAGGCCGAACUGGCUGAGGCACGUGAACGUCAGGAACAAAUUGAAAACGAGUUGGUUGCUUGUCAAAAAGAUGUGGAAGAGAAACGUGUCCGCUUGUUGAAGCUCAAAUGUCGUCUGGAAGAGGAGGCGCAUAUUCGAGAGAAACACCAGGAAACGGAAAACGUCCUGCGUGGACAGGCAACCACCUUACUUCAGACUGCUCGUUCUGCCAUAUCUGAUGUCACCGGCCUUCAUGACAAAGUCCACCGGUUAGCCAGCCUGGAUGAGAAUAAUCGAGAACGUGUCUCAAAUAUUUCUACUAACUGGGCUGUGGAUCGGAUGACCGAACCGAUAUCCCAGGUCGCUGACCUUUCGAAAAAGUUUGAUUUGUUCUGUCAGAGUAUUCGCAAUGCACUAUCUGAUUUACGGACCAACAACGAGACGGUAGCAGUUCAGUUAUUAGACAAGCAAAAAAUACUGAAGCAGACAUUGGCCGCGUCCUUAGCCAAAGAAUGCAUCCAUGCUGCGGAACAAACUGAUUUGUUUGCCAGCGAACAACUGAACCUAUCCAAGGAGUGUCUUGAGACCACACUCAGGCCACAAGCAGAACGUAUUAGGACGCUUUACUCGACGCUUCAGAAUGAAAACCAGCAAAUGACGCAACUCAUCCAAAAUCACAAUACCGCACUACGUGCAUCCCACGCACAUCUGGACAAGCUAAUCGCGGACGUUGCACAGUUGGUGAAGAUGUGCAAUAUGUUUGCCGCCGCACAACAAGAACGCAACAGUGAGCUAGGCAAACUAUGGGACAAUCACUACAAAAAGCAGAAAGAACUCACAAAUACGAUUCGGUCGGCCCUGUCCAGCCUGGAGAAUGACCAGGAAACAACAUAUGACCACGUUGUCACUACUACUGCUGUUAUGCAAACUCAGCUGAAUGACUGGCAUCUAACCCACGUCCAGGAACUGAAUAAACUGGAGCAUAUGUUGUCCAGUUCUAACAAAGCUUCAGCUACUAGGCUUGAUACCUUUGAGUCAGACGGACACAAUCAGCUUGAGCAAUUAGAUCACACUUUGUCCUGUGUUAUGGCGGAACACGAGACGUUGCAAACAAAGGCGGAUACAUGUUUGGAACGUUUGUGCAAACAGGCAGUUGAUUUUUCCACAUACGGUCUUGGUGCAGAGCUGCGACAGAGGGCUCAACGCUGGAAAGACCCGGAUACGGAAUCACAAAACAGCCAGGUGGAACAUGCAUCCAUUCAACUGGACUCUCUUGUCCUCACUACCGCGAAGGAGGUGACUGAUUUGUCACAAGUCACCAGUGGCAAGGCGCUGAUAGUGGAGAACUUGAGCGGUGAUACAUCUUACCAAGCCUCGAUCGCAUUCAAGAAGCUGAAGGAAAAUUUGGAAGACGUUCCAGCAGACUUUGGUCACCAGCUAUCGGAGAAUCUUCAUCGGUACACACCUACUGGACAAACCCCACAACCGAAAGCAUUUACUUACCCCGAACAGCUGGCCCAAACCGCUCCGCAUGCGCAGCUUCGCCGGGCUUUUCGCGUUGUCCAGCAACAACAGGGGUUACAGGAGGCGUCGCUCACACCGCUACCUUUGGACAAAUCGCUUGAAGCUGUUUCAGAAUGCGCAGUCAGUCCAACGGAACUUCAACAGGAGAAAUGCGUUUUCCCAUGUGGUGAGGACUGCGUUAGUACCAGCGGAGUGGAGUCUGCAUCUACGUUCUCUGGAGUCCUAAAGGAACAGAACACUCCAAUACGUGGACGGAUUUUCCGCACACAGCCUAGCGACAAAACUCCGAUAUCACCGAAUCCUGCAAAUUCCCAACAGACGGCAACCUCAAAGGCUAUCAGCUCCGUUCCGUCCACCCCAGUUGUUCAAUGUCCAAAACCACGGCAAAGAACGAUUGUUCGCUCCCAGUCUUACCAGCUCUUCCAUAACGUACAUAUCUGUGACCUCUAUGGUUAUACUUGUGUGCUCAAACGUGCCGUUCACCAUAUUCAGAACUUCGGCGGUGAGGCUAAUUUAUCAUUGGACCGAAAACUAGCGGGGACAGUCAACUGUAACAAAGCACAAUGGAUGUUCAGUUCACAGUGCCACAGAUAA